Meriones unguiculatus (Mongolian gerbil) is the source of this 246-nucleotide messenger RNA. RefSeq names its product keratin-associated protein 16-3-like. Bases 1 to 246 code for a protein of 81 amino acids. The transcript has a single exon. The record is from RefSeq and is a predicted model, not a curated record. Lineage: Eukaryota; Metazoa; Chordata; Mammalia; Rodentia; Muridae.
AUGAGCUACUACAGCGGCUACUACGGAGGCCUGGGCUGCGGCUAUGGCUGUGGCUGUAACAGCUUCCGCAGACUGGGCUAUGGCUGUGGUUAUGGAGGCUACGGAUAUGGCUCUGGCUAUGGAUGUGGUUCAGGCUACGGAUAUGGCUCUGGAUAUGGUUCUGGCUACGGAUAUGGUUCUAGCUACGGAUAUGGCUGCUGCCGUCCUUCAUGCUGUGGAGGGUAUGGGUUCUCCAGCUUCUACUGA